UUAUCUUGGGUUUCAGUAUAGCUUGAGUCUUCUUUGUGGUCGCAGCAUCAUGUCGGGUAACUUAAUACUAUAUGGCAUGGACAUAAGUCCGCCAGUCCGGGCUUGUAAGCUGACUUUGCGAGCCCUGAACUUGGACUAUGAAUACAAGGAAAUGGAUCUGCUGGGUGGAGAGCAAUUUGAAGAGGAAUUCCUUAGGAAAAACCCCCAACACACCGUGCCACUCCUUGAUGAUAAUGGAGCUCUCAUAUGGGAUUCACAUGCCAUAGUUUGCUAUCUGGUCGAUAAGUACGGCAAGUCGGAUGAUUUGUACCCCAGAGAUCUGGUUAAACGGGCUCAUGUAGAUCAGCGUUUGUUCUUCGAUGCUAGUAUCUUGUUUAUGUCCUUGAGGAAUGUCAGUAUUCCGUAUUUUGUUCAUCAAGUGAAUGUGGUGCCCAAGGAGAAGGUGGAUAACAUCAAGGAUGCCUAUGGUCAUUUGGAGACUUUUCUUGGUGAGAAUCGUUAUCUCAAAGGAUCAAGUUUAACUGUGGCUGAUUUCUGUUGCGGAGCUACUGCCUCUUCGCUGGCUGCUGUUCUGGAACUGGAUCAGGAAAAGUAUCCCAAGGUGGCGGCUUGGCUUGAACGGCUAACCGAGUUGCCUCAUUAUGAAGAAGACAACUCUCGGGGCUUGGAAAAUUAUAUACAGCUGUUAAAACCUGUUUUGAAAUUAGAGGAAUAGUAAAAUAUGUUUUUUACAUAAUGUAAAAGAAAAUCGAAUCAAAAGAAUUUAACAGAAACAUUACUACAUCUACUAUACUAACACAACCAUCUUAUUAAAAACAUUUUUAAUUCCUGACAAAUAAAAAUAAUCGUUCAUCAAUUUAA
Drosophila eugracilis is the source of this 861-nucleotide messenger RNA. RefSeq names its product glutathione S-transferase 1 (gene GstE2). Lineage: Eukaryota; Metazoa; Arthropoda; Insecta; Diptera; Drosophilidae. The transcript has a single exon. The record is from RefSeq and is a predicted model, not a curated record. Gene Ontology annotation, biological process: glutathione metabolic process. Gene Ontology annotation, molecular function: glutathione transferase activity. The coding region runs from base 50 to 715 and encodes 221 amino acids.